AUAGUGUGGCUGCUUGCCUUAUAGACAAUAUACGUGCUAAUGUGUAUACCAAAACGGAAAAGAAGAAGUGAUCGCUCUAAUGGUUUUAGUCGACAUAACGAUGUAAACGAUGCGGAUAGCUUCAACAAACUACCCGUUGGAGAACAGAAGUCUUCGAAAGCAGCGCUGGUGCUAGAAAAUAUGCUGCAUGAUCAAGUUGAGCAACAAGGAGAGAUUGUAGUAAAUGACGGUAAUCUUGCUGUCUCCCCCAAAUCACCCAAAUUUAUGCGAGACAGAGGACGAAGAUCUAGUAGCUUCAAAAGCACAGCGAAUAAAAAGCGAGUUUUUGACAUGGUAAGUAUAUGGGUCAAUCGUGUGUUAGAUGAAGGCGCACCAAGACUGAUUGAAGAAUUUCGAGAUCUUAGCAAAUGGAAACCGGAAAAUAUGACCAUGAAAGCGUUUCUUGAAAACAGACCUCUUAACAGGUAUGUCGAUGUACCCUGCCAGGACGCUCGUCGAGUGAUACUAAAAUGGCCAGGAAUAGAUAACGACUAUAUCCACGCCAACUAUGUUGCAACUCCGAGCAAAGAUCAUCAUUUCAUCUGUACACAGGGACCGCUUACUAACACAAUGCAAGCAUUUUGGGCGAUGGUUAUACAAGAGAAAAGCGACUAUGUUCUAAUGCUAUGUAAUACUGUAGAAUGCGAUAAGAAAAAAUGCGAACAAUACUGGCCAUAUGAGGUUGGCGAUUCCAUGGUGUUUGGUGAAGAUAAUGAAGGCAAAAUUACAGUAACCUCAAUGGAGGCACAUCCAAUGUCUGAAGAGGAGAACUUUAUACGAGUAAGCACGCUUAAACUAAGCUACAAAGAGAAUGGACACAAAGCAUCAAAGAAUGUAUACCAUUACCAAUGGGAGAACUGGCCAGAUCGGGGCGUACCGCCUACAAAACUCGCCCCAAUCAAUCUUUUGGCUGAAGUGCGGGACUCUCCCUAUCCCAUCAUUGUCCACUGUUCAGCUGGUAUAGGUAGAACUGGAACCAUUGUAGCCAUCUCGUAUGUACAGGAGAAAAUGCAGAGCGGGCAAGACUGCCAAGCAAUGAGUGAGCUUUUGAAAGAAAUUCGAACGCAGCGGGCAUGCUCCAUUCAAAACGCUUAUCAAUAUCUCUAUGUGCAUCGCGUGCUGCUUGCUUAUUUCCUCGAAAAGUACAAGGGACGAUUUCAACAUUGCUUGGACAAUGGCGGAGAGGAGAAGUAUCAGCAGUGGUGUGCCGACUACAAGCGAAUAACUGGCUGUGACUGA
Messenger RNA from Cylicocyclus nassatus, 1278 nucleotides. The record is from the annotation of a GenBank genome assembly. Lineage: Eukaryota; Metazoa; Nematoda; Chromadorea; Rhabditida; Strongylidae.